This is a messenger RNA of Mytilus trossulus (common blue mussel), 1369 nucleotides long. RefSeq names its product alpha-(1,3)-fucosyltransferase 10-like. Bases 41 to 1369 code for a protein of 442 amino acids. The record is from RefSeq and is a predicted model, not a curated record. Gene Ontology annotation, cellular component: membrane. Gene Ontology annotation, molecular function: alpha-(1->3)-fucosyltransferase activity. The transcript has 6 exons. Lineage: Eukaryota; Metazoa; Mollusca; Bivalvia; Mytilida; Mytilidae.
AAUACGUAUUCGUUAGUUUACUUUUACAAAGUUACUAUAAAUGGGAAGAAUAUUGUAUAUUGUUAUAUUUUUGUUAUUAUUGAUUUCAAUUUUUAUGGGUUAUUUGUACGUUUCUGUUUUGCCUCCUGAAUUGAAGCUGCGACUUGGUUUUCACGUUGAAGAACAGUUAAAUCCAAAAGGAGAAGAACCUAUAAUUAUAUGGUGGAGUUUCUUUUCAAAUCACAGUACAAGUUUUUAUUCAAGCUGUGAUGAUGUUAAAUGUUUUGUAACAAAUAAAAAAGAAUACCAAGACAACCCAAGAAAUAAGGCUUUCUUGUUUGAUGGCACCUUUCUGAAACCGCAUGACCUUCCGCUACCACGUCAACCAGAUGAUUUAUGGGGUCUAUUUCAAGAGGAAUCCCCUAAGAAUAACUACUUACUCUCCCAUUCUGAAGUCAUGGACCUAUUCAACAUUACCAGCACAUUUAGGAGAGAAUCAACUUUCCCAAUACUGCUCCGUGAUGUACAAAGUAUUGACUGGUUAGAGAGUAGUAAAUAUUUUGUGCCAACUCUUAAGAAAAACAAAUACUUAACAGAACUAUCUCCAGUAGUAUAUGUGCAUAGUGACUGUAAUCCACCAUCUGGAAGAGAUGAGUUUGUCAAAGAGCUGAUGAAGUAUCUUAAAGUAGACUCAUACGGAAAAUGUCUUCACAACAAAGACUUACCUGAAAGUCUUAUAGAUCCCCUGCCUGGAAUGUUUGAUACAAAGUUCUACAAGCUAAUGGCUAAAUAUAAGUUCACACUUGCAAUGGAGAAUUCUAUAUGUGAUGACUACAUUACAGAGAAGUUAUGGAGACCGUUAUACCUCGGUUCAGUUCCUAUUGUUUUAGGUUCUACCAAAGUACAGGACUUUCUUCCGUCAAACCAUUCCGCUAUAAUAAUAAAGGAUAUAAGCUCACCUAAGAAAAUAGCUGAUUAUAUACACCUCUUGAACAAUAAUGAUGACGUGUAUAACGAAUAUACAGCAUGGAAGAAGACAGGAGUCACCAAUACAUAUCUAAAGCAUGUUCUACAAAAACGAGAUUUCAUGGAUCCCCAUAUGCGCGCCCAGUGUAAUAUUUGUAAAAUUUUACAUGAAAACAAAAGGAGAACGACAUCGGGACUUCCUAUAUUAAGAUACAGAGCAAAUCACAGUCAUUUUGGCUGUCCUGGUCCUGUGAAAUUUAAUCCAAAAGUUAAGCCGAGACCUUUUGAAAGCAUAUAUAGACAUUUAUAUUAUCAGUCCAUCUUUGAAGCUAAAGCGGUAUCCCAUUUUGCCAAGCUUAAUCGAAAAGUAACUUCCAAGGAAUUCAACGAAUACUUAUCUGGAAUAACUACUGACGUCUUGUAA